GAAAGGGAAGAGAAGGGGAGGGGAGGGAAGGGAGGUUGGAAGCAGAGCCUGCGCCUGAGUCGCGAAAUUCGGACGAACAGCACAAAAUUGGCGAGGGGGAUUUCGUGGCGUGGCGCGCAGGCUCACUCACGGUGCAGACCACGUCGAUGGCUGCGGAUUCAAGCAAGUGGCAUCACGAUCGUCGUGAAGGAAGAAGCAUGGUUGUACGCUGGGCUGUUGGCCAGAGCUAGAGUCGUGUUCCGAGACAAGACCAGGAGCAGCCAGCCCGAUUUCAGACUGCCUUGAUUUGCGGCCCCGGGUCAGAGUCAUUAGCUCGGAUUGUGUCGCUGCCGGGCUUGGGUGUCCGAUUAUUGGCGUCGGCUAGGAACUCUGUGGAGUUUGGUGUGCGGGAGUGGCCGCCAAGUGUGCGAGACGAAAUUGAAGCUGUCGCUUGCCUCAAGCUUUCACACCUGGAGAGGAGGACCGUGGCAAAUUGCGAACGUUUGAUCAUGUGAAGUGUUUGUGUCGAGGGGCGCCGUUGAUCUAGUCGGUUUCUCACUUUGCGUGUGGAAUUAUCUCAACUCGUUGGAGGCCCGAAGAAGCCGGGAUCGCCCCUGAGGCUUCAAAGUUUGCAGUUUGCCAACGUUGGUCGAGCUGAAUUUGUUGAAUCGUUUUUUGAAUUUGUAAUCGCUGUCACUGGCUGCCGCGGCACUUUGUUACACCACACGAGAAAUGGGGCCAUCGAGGGCUGAAGACGAAGCAAUUCUCAGACGACUGCGGAUUUUUCUUUCUCAUGUGGGGGGCUGCAAUUCGGACUUGACGAAUGAAGGCCAAUUAUUUCGAGAAGCUACCAGCGGCAGAGAUUCCCAGCCAGGUUCAUUAAGUAUCGAUGUCUUGACAGAAAUCAUGACUGGUUCCGGCAGAGCUGAUAGGGAAAAAAUCUUCAGGUUUUUUGAGGGGCGACCUGAUUUGCAAACACCGGUAGAAAUUGGGAAGGAUGCGCAUCGAGAAUUGACCUAUAAACAAUUGAUCGCACUGGUGAGGGAGUGUGGCGUUCACCCUAUGCAGCUACUUGUGAACGAUCCAGCGAGAUAUUUCACGGUCAUGGAGGCAGUUGGAUUCAUCGAUAUUUCUCUUGGAAUCAAGAUGGGAGUUCAAUUCAGUUUGUGGGGAGGAUCUGUCGUGAAUUUGGGCACCGAGAAACACAAAGAGAUAUUUUUUGAUGGUAUUGACAACGUGGACUAUCCGGGAUGUUUUGCCAUGACCGAACUUCACCACGGUUCUAACGUGCAAGGGAUUGAAACCACUGCAACCUUUGACAAGGAAUCAGACGAAUUUGUGGUACUCACGCCUAACGAGGGUGCAACAAAAUGGUGGAUUGGCAAUGCCGCCGUACAUGGAAAGUUUGCCACAGUUUUUGCCAAGCUUAUAAUACCGUCGCCUUCUGGGGACUCUGAUAUGGGAGUUCAUGCCUUCAUUGUUCCUAUUCGGAGCAUGGCUGAUCAUUCAGUGCUUCCAGGCGUUGAGAUUCGGGACUGUGGAUAUAAGGUGGGGCUAAACGGAGUUGACAAUGGGGCCCUGCGUUUCCAUUCAGUACGCAUACCCAGAGACAACUUGUUGAAUAGAUUUGGAGACCUGUCUAGGGAUGGCAAGUACACGAGCACACUCCCAACUAUCAAUAAGCGCUUUGCAGCCACUUUGGGUGAACUUGUUGGUGGGCGUGUUGGGCUUGCAUAUGGAUCUGUUGGUAUCUUGAAAGCUUCUGUCACUAUCGCCACUAGAUAUUCUCUUCUGCGACGACAGUUUGGACCUCCUGAUCAACCAGAAAUCAGCAUUCUUGAUUACCAAUCACAGCAACAGAAGUUGAUGCCAAUGUUGGCGUCUGCUUACGCCUUUCAUUUUGCAACAGCGUAUUUAAUGGAUCGUUAUUCGGAAAUGAAGAAGACCCAUGAAGAUGCUGUUGUCGCAGAUGUUCACGCUCUGUCUGCAGGUCUUAAAGCUUACAUAACCUCUUAUACAGCGAAGGCAUUGAGCACAUGCAGAGAGUCUUGCGGUGGACAUGGUUAUGCAGCUGUAAAUAGAUUUGGAAGUCUUAGAAAUGAUCAUGAUAUAUUUCAAACGUUCGAGGGAGAUAACACUGUCUUAUUGCAGCAGGUCGCAGCUGACCUUUUGAAGCAGUACAGAGCAAAGUUCAAAGGCGCUCCUUUGGCGGUAACCUGGAAUUAUCUCAGGGAAUCGAUGGGCACGUAUUUGUCACAGACCAAUCCUGUCGUCACGCAUCGUGAUGAAAAAAUGCAUUUGCGCGAUCCCCGCUUUCAGUUGGACGCUUUUCAGUUUCGGACUGCGAGACUGUUGCAUACAGUUGCUUUGAGACUUAGAAAGCAUUCGAAGCGUUUAGGUGCAUUUGGUGCCUGGAAUCGCUGCCUCAAUCACCUCCUUACGUUAGCAGAGUCUCACAUUGAGUCUGUUAUAUUGGCCAAGUUCAACGAAGCAGUAAAGCGAUGUCAAGAUCCAGACGCGCGAAAGCUGCUGAAGCUUUUGAGAGACCUAUAUGCUCUGGAUCGUAUAUGGCAUGACGUCGGCACCUUCAGGAACCAGGACUAUGUAGCUCCCAAUAAGGCAAAGGCAAUCCACAAGCAGAUGGAAAUAUUGUGCGCCGAAGUCAGGCAAGUUGCUGGACCACUGGUUGAUGCAUUCGGCAUUCCGGAUUCUCUUCUGCGAGCACCAAUUGGACUACAGAGCGGGCAAUACUCUGAAUACACGCAUUAUGUUGGUUUUAGUGAUUAAAUUUUCUGCCAAAGCAGAAAUUCUUUCGGCCUUGUAAAGUUUUAGUAUAGAGCAGUGGCCUUCAUAUCAAUACUUUUGUCUAAAUUUAUUUUGAUUUGUAGGAAUAAAUUAUUUGGUAGUCGUCUACAUGUGCAGUUUAUGGUCUAUCGCAAUAAAGUAACAUCUGGGGGCGAAGUCUUCAGAAAUUAUCUGC
Molecule: messenger RNA, 2959 nt
Organism: Marchantia polymorpha subsp. ruderalis
Lineage: Eukaryota; Viridiplantae; Streptophyta; Marchantiopsida; Marchantiales; Marchantiaceae
Source: the annotation of a GenBank genome assembly